Acipenser ruthenus (sterlet) is the source of this 1558-nucleotide messenger RNA. RefSeq names its product phosphomevalonate kinase. Gene Ontology annotation, cellular component: cytoplasm. Gene Ontology annotation, molecular function: phosphomevalonate kinase activity. The record is from RefSeq and is a predicted model, not a curated record. The transcript is spliced from 5 exons. Bases 146 to 718 code for a protein of 190 amino acids. NCBI's taxonomy places the organism in Eukaryota, Metazoa, Chordata, Actinopteri, Acipenseriformes, Acipenseridae. Gene Ontology annotation, biological process: isopentenyl diphosphate biosynthetic process, mevalonate pathway; cholesterol biosynthetic process.
GGAGGCCGGUGGUGUGAUUCUGUCAUGCCAUUUAAAAAGCCUUAGUGUGAUUUAAUCAGUGAUGUUUUGCAGCCUUUUUUGCAAAUGAAUUUACGGCAUGCCAGCAUUGCAAAGCAGUUGCGUUUAGUCUAGAAUCAUUUUAAUCAUGGAUCCGCCGAAGCUGAUUUUGCUGUUCAGCGGCAAGCGAAAAUCCGGAAAGGAUUUUGUUACCAGCAUAAUUCAACAAAGAUUGGGGUCCAGUGUGUGUGCCAUUCUCAGACUGUCCGGUCCUUUGAAAGAACAGUAUGCGAAGGAGCAUGGCCUGGAUUUCCGAAGGCUCCUGGACGCCAGCGGAUACAAGGAGAAGUUCCGGGAGGACAUGAUCCGCUGGGGGGAGGAGAAGAGGAAUGCCGAUCCUGGAUAUUUCUGCCGGCUGAUUGUCCGGGAUGUUCCCCAGCCGGUGUGGAUCGUGAGUGAUGCUCGCCGGGGGUCCGACGUGGAGUGGUUCCGGUGCCGGUACCAGCUGCAGACCCGCACUGUGAGGGUCCAGGCCAGCGAAGAGUCCAGGAGAGAGCGUGGCUGGGUGUACACUGCAGGAAUCGAUGAUGCGGAGUCGGAGUGUGGUCUGGACCAGGGCGUGGCUUUCGAUUGGACGAUCAGCAACGACAGUGACGGGCCGCUGUUGGAGGAGCAGCUGGAGAGGGUUCUGAGGGGCGUUCAGGACUGCCUGCAGCUCUGACACGGGGCCACAAGGGGGCAGUGCAGCGCCAAUAGAAAACCCAAUAGGGAGUUCAGUAAUUCUGGACUGACUGGGCUGAUCCCAGACAGCUCUGCAGCUGCUGUGAUGAGUUUUGCAUCACCAAGAAUUUUAGGAUUGAGACACUAAAAAAAAAAAAAAAAAAAAAAUGAACAUAAUUUAGAUCUUUUAUUUAUCAUGUAAUCAAAGAAACUACAAAGUGAUGUUAAAAAAAUAAAUAAAAAAGUCUACCCCUAGGAAGCCAUAAUAGCAGUACAGUAUUUCAUGUUAGAUUUCCAAAUGUCACGUUUUUCCAUUUCAGUUCAGUAUAUGGAAAACUAUACAAAGCGCUGGGUGUGUAAUUCAAUAUGUUAACAAGGGAACAUUAUUCAGCAGCUUUCAUUGGACUCUAUGAAGCUGAGGGAGUUCAUUCUAUAUAGAGGGGGUGGAAUUCAAUAUGUUAACAAGGGAACAUUAUUCAGCAGCUUUCAUUGGACUCUAUGAAGCUGAGGGAGUUCAUUCUAUAUAGAGGGUGUGUAAUUCAAUAUGUUAACAAGGGAACAUUAUUCAGCAGCUUUCAUUGGACUCUAUGAAGCUGAGGGAGUUCGUUCUAUAUAGAGGGGGUGGAAUUCAAUAUGUUAACAAGGGAACAUUAUUCAGCAGCUUUCAUUGGACUCUAUGAAGCUGAGGGAGUUCAUUCUAUAGGGGGGUGCCACACUUUUGGCCAGAGCUGGAGAUCUAAAUUAGAUUUCACCCCUUCAUGCAUGAAGUAUUGAAAAAUAACUGGAAAAAAAAAACCUACUUUUGAAGAUGUAAUUAAUAAAUAUAUUUUGCUAUAAAAAA